This is a messenger RNA of Aspergillus thermomutatus, 1491 nucleotides long. RefSeq names its product M28 family metallopeptidase (gene LAP2). Gene Ontology annotation, biological process: proteolysis. The record is from RefSeq and is a predicted model, not a curated record. Gene Ontology annotation, molecular function: metalloexopeptidase activity; aminopeptidase activity. The coding region runs from base 1 to 1491 and encodes 496 amino acids. Lineage: Eukaryota; Fungi; Ascomycota; Eurotiomycetes; Eurotiales; Aspergillaceae. The transcript is spliced from 2 exons.
AUGAAGCUGCUCUAUCUCACGUCGUUUGCAUCUCUAGCCCUGGCAAAUGGCCCAGGAUGGAAGCCCCCGGUUAAUCCUAAAGUCUUUCCUCAUAUGAUUAACUUGAGGGACCUGAUGCAUGGCGCUCAAAAGCUGGAAGACUUCGCCUAUGCCUACCCCGAGCGCAACCGCGUCUUUGGGGGACCGGCCCACGAGGACACCGUCAACUACCUCUACCGCGAGUUGAAGAAAACCGGCUACUACGACGUCUUCAAGCAGCCGCAGGUCCACCUCUGGACCAGAGCGGACCAGUCUCUCACCGUCGGGGGCGAGGCCUUUGCGGCCAGCACCAUGACAUACAGUCCCAGCGUGAAUGUCACAGCUCCGCUGGCGGUGGUGAGCAACCUGGGCUGCGUCGACUCGGACUAUCCCGCCGACUUAGAGGGCAAGAUUGCACUGGUCUCGCGGGGCGAGUGCCCCUUUGCGACCAAAUCCGUGCUAAGCGCCAAGGCUGGUGCGGUGGCUGCGAUCGUGUACAACAACGUCGAGGGUUCUCUGGCGGGGACACUGGGCGGCGCGACCAGCGAGCUGGGCCCCUACGCUCCCAUUGUCGGCGUCAGCCUCUCGCACGGACAAGCGCUGAUCAGCCUGAUCCAGACCGAUGCGGCCGUGGCCAGCCUGUGGAUCGACAGCCAGAUGGAGAACCGGACCACCUACAACGUGAUCGCGCAGACCAAGGGAGGCGACCCCAACAACGUCGUGGCGCUGGGCGGCCACACGGACUCGGUCGAGGCCGGCCCCGGUAUCAACGACGACGGCUCCGGCAUCAUCAGCAACCUGGUCGUGGCCAAGGCGCUGACCCGCUUCUCGGUCAAGAACGCGGUGCGCUUCUGCUUCUGGACGGCGGAGGAGUUCGGCCUGCUGGGCAGCAACUACUACAUCGCCAGCCUCAGUGCCACCGAGCUGGCCAAGAUCCGGCUGUACCUCAACUUCGACAUGAUCGCCUCCCCCAACUACGCCCUGAUGAUCUACGACGGCGACGGAUCGGCGUACAACCUGACCGGGCCCGCGGGCUCGGCGCAGAUCGAGCGUCUCUUCGAGGACUACUACAAGUCGAUCCGCCGGCCGUUCGUGCCCACCGAGCUCAACGGCCGCUCCGACUACGAGGCGUUCAUCCUGAACGGCAUCCCCGCGGGCGGUCUCUUCACCGGCGCGGAGGGGAUCAAGACGGAGGAACAGGCCAGGCUGUUCGGGGGCCAGGCGGGCGUGGCGCUGGACGCCAACUACCAUGCCAAGGGCGACAACAUGACCAACCUCAACCGCGAGGCCUUCCUGAUCAACUCCAAGGCCACGGCGUUUGCGGUGGCGACCUACGCGAACAGCCUCGAGUCGAUCCCGGUGCGCAAUAUGACCACCGUGGUCAAGCGGUCGACACGGGCCAGAUCCACGAAGAGGACUCCUCACGCGCAUGCCGGCGGACUGGGAUGCUACAAGGAUCGGGUGGAGGAAUGA